GGUGGCCUCUUUUCAAUUUGGAGGGCCUCAAUUAAAUUCGUCACACCUUAUGUCAGUCACACUCUAUUAUUGAAAUUUUUUGACCUGGAUUCAUGGAGUAGCAUCUCUCCCUCUCUUCCUUAAAAAAAGUAUUGUUUGAACUUUGACCAGCACUCAACAAACACUCGUAUAUAAACACUCCAACACUCCCCCAAUCCAAAAUCAAAAAUUCAAAAUUCAAAAUCCAAAAUCCAAAAUCCAAAAUCCAAAAUCAAUCUCCUCUUUCUUCAACCCUAAAUCAAAUUUAAACAAUGGCAGCAGCAUGCGCAUCAAAUCCCCCCUCUUCUCUAUGCAACCGGAUCAAAUAUUACUGCGAUUCAUCAUCUCCAUACACCAAAAAUCUCAAUAAUUGCUGCAAAAUCAGCCCUGGUGAAGACGAAAUAUGGUGUCAAAUUAGACAAGAAGCAGAAUCUGAUAUGAAACACGAACCCUUGCUAUCAAAUCUCUACCAUUCCGCAAUCCUCUCUCACUCCACACUCGAGAGCGCGCUCUCCAACCACCUCGCUCUCAAGCUCUCCACCCCCUACCUCUCCACCGCCGCCCUCGCCGCCGCAUUCCACAGCCUGCUCGAAUCCGCCGCGAUCCGAAUUGCAGUCAGAUGCGAUCUCGCGGCGGUGCUCGAGCGCGACCCCGCCUGCCUCGGCUACGCGCACUGCUUCCUCAAUUUCAAGGGAUUCCUCGCGUGCCAGGCGCACAGGCUGGCGCACAAGCUCUGGAUCGACGGCAGGGCCGCGGCGGCGCUGCUCAUCCAGAGUAGGGUUUCGGAGGUGUUCGCGGUGGAUAUACACCCCGGAGCGGCGAUUGGGGGCGGAAUCGUGAUGGAUCACGCCACCGGAGUUGUGAUCGGAGAGACGGCGGUGGUCGGAGACUACGUCACGAUUUUGCACGGUGUGACGUUGGGGGGGACGGGGAAGGAGGGGGGUGAUCGGCAUCCGAAGAUUGGAGAUGGAGUUAUGAUUGGUGCUGGGGCAAAAAUUCUAGGGAAUAUUGUGAUCGGUAAAAAUGCGAGGAUCGGCGCCGGAGCGGUGGUUUUGAAGGAAGUUCCGGAGGGUGCGACGGCGGUGGGAAAUCCGGCCAGAUUAGUUGGAUUCAGGGGAAUUCAGGAUGCUUAAUUAGGCCAAUAUAUAUAUUUUUGUUUAAACUAAAAUACGAGUAUAGUAACUAAGCAUCCGCAGCGGCGGACGUCCCGGCGGAUGUCAGACCGGCAUGCCGGACGUUCAACCAGGACGUCCGCCAUUGUGUGCAUGUGACGCGGAUACGGACAUCUUUAAUUUGUUUAAAUCCAUAAAUUGUUUAAUUUGUGAAUUUGUGAAUUUUUAUUAACGUGAGAAGUCCGUCGGGAUGUCCUUGGGGAUGUCCGUCACUGUACAGUGAGAUGUCCGUAUGACGUGGCAUCCGCAGUAGUAAGUCUCUAUGACUUGACAGUAAAUGUUUUUGAGAUGUCCGCAGGGAUGUCCCGGCCCCACAGGGACAUCCGCACCCCUGCGGAUGCCCUUAGUGCGGAUGCCCUUAGUAUUCCACUUACGUUCAACUUUUGAAUUUAAAAGGUGUUUAGAAAUAGUAACGAAUACAUCGAGUAUCUAAAAUUACACAGCAUUACUCAAUCGACGUGUAGCUGAAUCAUUAUUUUGAUUGUCAGAAAUUUUUUGCACAUUAGUACCAGUAA
Molecule: messenger RNA, 1705 nt
Organism: Salvia splendens (bonfire salvia)
Lineage: Eukaryota; Viridiplantae; Streptophyta; Magnoliopsida; Lamiales; Lamiaceae
Product: serine acetyltransferase 1, chloroplastic
Exons: 1
Coding region: 291-1151 (286 amino acids)
Cellular component (GO): cytoplasm
Molecular function (GO): L-serine O-acetyltransferase activity
Source: RefSeq, a predicted model, not a curated record